UUUCAGACACUUGUGCAUACCGUGCAAGCCGGCAAGAACUUGAACGGACGUGAGAAGAAAACAUUGGUACAAUGAAGUCUUUAUUCGGGAAUCUCGUCUACUGCCUUUUCCUCUUUGUGUCUGAUGUAUACGGAACGUACCGUUUGAAUGGAUUCGAUCCACUGCAGGUUACUGCUCAAAGUUAUGCACAACGCAGAAAUCUUGCCCGGCCACCGCUGCGGACGCUCGAUCCUUCAGGUAGGUUUCAUAGAAGGGUGUCGGUCCCCAGUACAGCUUUCUAUUUGUGUUUUGUGUAACGAUACACACUGAAUAGCACUGGAUUGUUAAGCCAAGUAAAUUAUCAGCCAACAUUGAAAACGCGCUUCUUGAAUUCAAUUAUUUGUCUAAUCUGAUCAAAAUCUCGUGCCAGGUACUCGUAGUCUGUCCACGAGAGUUUAAUCCGAUAAUUUCAUGCUUCUCAUAGGGAACAAUUAAAAUCGCGUAAAAUGCGCACGGUCCAAUUGGUUUCAUUAUAGCCAGUCCUUUUAUUGUAGAGAAUUGGGUCUGCUAUAGGGUUUCAAAAUUGCAUUAACUUUUUCCCUGGUUUUCCAGAAAUCCUGGUUGGAGGUUCCGGAUUUCUUGCUUAUUGCCUGAUUCCGGGGAUAUUCUAACAGGGUUUUCUGGGAAUUUUGGGAAAGUUACCAGAAUUUUGCAACCCUAGUCUGCUAUGUGGAAACGCUAAUAAAUGUACUAAGGUACUUGGACAUAUGCAUUCCAUGUUCAUGCAGUUCAACAUGGCAAUAAUAAUUCAUUAUAGAUUGACAUUUACCUUCUUUUUAUUUUUUUUUUGACAUACAAUUUCAAAAUUGACCAAAUUAUACAUUUAUUUGAUUUUGCUUUAUUGGCUAAACAAUGACAUCCAAGCUUAUAAUAAGACAGACACCAUAUUUGUCAAAACUAUAUGUGCAACAAGACUACAUGCAUGUAUAAGUAAUUUACAACAACAUUUUACAAGUGCCAUAUUCCUCUAUGCUUGUUCGAAACGAGCCAAGCGGCUACCAGCUCAAAUGUCACUCAUGCUUCAACAACUAACUCUUAAAGCAAGCAGAGUUCAUUCUCACAUCAACAACACACCCAGAACUAUAAUUCAUACAAACUCACAUCAAAACCAUAGCUAUAAUUCAUACAGACUCACAUCUUUCCCAUUUGCUGACUAACUAAUUUGCUCUACCGCUCCUCCUCUCCUCCUCUCUGGUGGCCCCUAGUUCACGCCAGUGCAUACAGGCAUAGAGGCUAUCACUACCACCACCAGCCACCAGGGAUCCACCUGCCCGUGGUUUACCAUCAGCCUGUCCCUCUAUCUCCACCGGUGGCUUACCACAGACCCUCUGUCCCCUUGCCACCUUACCAACACAGAUUCAAAGGGCCAGCGCCACCAGUGGUGUACAACCUAUAUCAAGACCUUUCACCUCCAGUAGUUCACCACCACCCAUUUAAAGGAUUUUUUCCACCAGUGAGCCACCACCACAAAUUCAAAGGUCCAUGUCCACAAACUUUACCUCUGGUACAGCCUAAGCCUACUACAGUGCCAACGACCUCUGUGGUGUACCUACCCACCACAGUUCCAACUCUACCACCAGUAACAACCUUGCAACCGGUGAUGACCACCUUGCCACUGGAGGUGACCACCAACCCCGUGCCGCCAACGCUACCGGUCAGUACCCAAAGCGGCGUCAUCACCACCACCAGUGUGAAGACAGGUAGAAGCCAGGUUUCCCUUCCAACCCAACCAAUCCAAUCCAUAGUUGUCCAUGUCAGCUCUCUCUUUUAUUUUAUAAUAGCACAGGACUACUGUCACAUAACCAACCAUUCUCAUUGAUAAUUUCAUCACAUAACCAACCAUUCUCAUUGAUAAUUUCAUCACAUAACCAACCAUUCUCAUUGAUAAUUUCAUCACAUAACCAACCAUUCUCAUUGAUAAUUUCAUCACAUAACCAACCAUUCUAAUUGAUAAUUUCAUCACAUAACCAACCAUUCUCAUUGAUAAUUUCAUCACAUAACCAACCAUUCUCAUUGAUAAAUUCAUCACAUAACCAACCAUUCUCAUUGAUAAAUUCAUCACAUAAUCAACCAGCCAGAGAAAAGUAUUACAAUAUAUAGAAAGAAAUCGUAGGAAAUUAUGCUAUUUGCAAUCUAAUAAUGACAAAACACCAUACAAUACUGGGGUGAAGCAUUCCGGGACAAGUCAAAAAUGACUUUCUUGUCCUCCGCAGUUUAUAAUUUGGAAUAGAAAAACUAUGAAUAACUGGAUAUACAUUUAAAUACUCUUCCCUGUAUAUUAGAAGGAUAUUUUUUAAACUUAUCCUGGAAAAAAACUAAUCAGUUUUGACAACAGAAUGCUUAAAGAAGGAUACUAGUAACAAUACAGUUCUGCACCACUUGGAUGUCAAAGCUGAAUGAAGCCUUGCCAUUCAUUUUGGCCAUUCACAUGCCAAUCCUGAACUAUUGACAUAGAAGAACAGUUAAGAAAGGUGAAGGGAUACAGUAUGUCUCCAUGAAAGGCAUAAUAUACUGUAAUAACUAACCUCUAAACCAUCUGUCUAACUGAAAUGAUGCACAAGUCAUGGCCUUGCGAACCCCUCUUUCAUCCCAUAACUCUCAAGAAACCAGAGUUGUGCAUCCCCUAAACAACCAUGUGAAGUGUUGUCCUAAUUUGUGUAACUGAAUUGUUUCACCUUUCUUCAUGGGCACUAAUAUGAAUGAAUGUGUUGCUUUUCAAUCCACAAACUAGGGCUACAUGUGUGUGUUUCAAUGGAAUAAGUUUGUAUGAAAUAAACUGGGCUUUUCAGUGUGAACAUAUGGCCAGCUUGUUAAGAGCUGCAAUGCUUCUGGUUUGCCACCAGUGACAGACAAUUCGUGCAGGAGCCGUCCCCUGGACCUGGUCUUCAUCAUCGACAGCUCCCGCAGCGUGCGCCCCGGCGAGUUUGAGAAGGUCAAGAUCUUCCUGGCCGACAUGGUCGACACCUUGGACGUGGGACCAGAAGCCACCCGCGUGGCCGUGGUCAACUAUGCCAGCACAGUCAAGAUCGAGUUCCUGCUCAAGGCUCACCUGAACAAGCCCAACAUGAAGCAGGCUAUCACCCGCAUCGAGCCCCUGGCCGCCGGCACCAUGACUGGCCUGGCCAUCAAGUCGGCCAUGACCAAGGCCUUCACCGAAGAGUCGGGCGCCCGGCCGAAGUCGAAGAACAUCGCCAAGGUGGCCAUCAUCGUGACAGACGGGCGUCCUCAGGACCAGGUGGAGGAGGUGUCAGCAGCUGCCCGGGGGUCUGGCAUCGAGAUCUACGCGGUGGGGGUGGACCGCGCCGACAUGACCUCUUUGCGGCUGAUGGCCAGCAACCCUCUGGAAGACCACGUGUUCUACGUGGAGACCUACGGCGUCAUCGAGAAGCUCACCUCCAAAUUCAGGGAGACCCUGUGUGGUAUGACUGAUCAGGGUGGAGGAGGAGGAGACCAGUCUAAACCUUAAACGUUGGUUUUAGUCCUAGAAUGUGUAGGGACCGCGUACCGUCUACAGGGGUGGUUUAAUCUGUGUUUCUCUUUAGCACUUCCUUAGUGUCAAUUAUACACUGACAAAAUGGUAAAGAGAAAAAACAGACCUCACAUGGAUUAAAGGUUUAUAUACCCUGGUACUAGAUUCCAGCCCAUUGGAAAGUAGUUCGGCCAUUUGGUCUACUCUGGGCUGGUUUCCCAGAUUUAGAUGAAACCUAGUCCCAAAUUUAAAAUAUAUUUUAAUGGAGAAUCUCUUGAAAGUGCCUCUUAGUCCAGGACUAGGCUUAAUCUGGGUCUGGGAAACCCGCCCCAAGAGUUUAGGGCAGUCUUGGUCUCUAGUGAACAGAGUCAGGUAUGGUUCCCCAAAACGACAGAGAUCUUAGUGAGUAAUGGACAGGAUGGUCCUUCGACAAGUGCAAGGUGAUUGAGAGGUAACUGCUCAUUAACGAUUGACCAAUGAGAAAUCAAAGCAUCAUGCCACACAGAGAUUGCUUUGAAUCCGUCAAUCCUACUGCUUUGUUUAAAAUGAUCAGAAUACUGUUCUAAAAGCUUCUUCAAAGUAAUUUUGAAUAGUAAAUAUACUACGAUUUUCCUAGUCAGAUUUAUUUGUAAUGUACAAAUAUUUCUUUAAACUUGAAUGUUGUGUACAUUUUAAUAUUGUUUUUAAAAUAUAUAUUUUUAUGUUAACAUUCCCCCUUCUAUGUUUGCAAAGGACCUUGGCUGAGUUGGUGUUUGGUCCACCAGCUGUCCAGUCACAUUAGGUGGCCUUCAGUGUAUAGCUGGACUUAUGUCAAUAGUCUAUUGAUGUACUUCCAUACACCUUUUUGAAGCUUGGAACUCAGACAAUACAACAAACAGUCUUUUGCAUCCACAAUUUCAUCAAACAGGCUAUGGCAAAAUGUCUAUACCUUCUACUGCACUCACAUGCAUAUGCUCAAAAACAUGUUGUCUUAGUUCAGUUUGCUAUGGUAUCUAUACUUGUUAUGCUAUUUAUACUAUAUACAGAAAUUACGUUUUCUUAGAGAAAUUAGAUUAUAAACGACCAGCGUUUAUAUAUGGUAAGUAUGUUUGAUAAUAUGGCUUCUUCAGAUCACCUUUGAAUGCAUACAAGCUAUAACCGUUCCAAACUUGCCAGCCUAUGAAAUUGUACCAUGCUGCUAUACGUGUAGCUUGAUGGCUCCCUCACUUAACCCCGACUUAUUCCAGGUUGGGACCCCUGUGACAUGGGACACGACUGUGAGGACAUAUGUGUUAGCAGCAGCAGCAACAACUCCUAUCACUGCAGGUGUCGGGAGGGGUAUCUCUUGAACACGGACAAGAAAACAUGUUCCCAGAGUCAGAAACGUAAACCUCCCCAUUUAUGUUUGCAAAGGACCUUGGCUGAGUUGCAUUGAAGGUGUAUGGUCCAACAGCUUUCCAGUCACAGUGUAUAGCUGGCACUAUGUCAAUAUAUACUUCCAUACAGCUUUUUGAAGCUUGCAAAUAUUGCCACUGGAACUCAGACAAUACAAGUGUCCUUUGCAUGCACAAUUUCAUCAAACAGGCUAUGGCAAAAUGUGUCCCUAUACAUAUAUGGACUCAAAACAUGUUAUCCUAGUUCAGUUUGUUAUGGUAUCUUCACUUUGAAAUGAGGGUUUCUAUCAAAUUGCCAUCCAGGAAUGAAAUUGAAUAAAUGGGUUAUAAAUGACCAACAAUGCUAUCAUUACAUACAGUGUGGUAAGUAUGUUUGAUAGUAUGGCUUCUUCAGAGUACUACCCCAGAUCACCUUUACUUAGACAGAAUGCUUAUAUAUAUACAAACUAUUACAGUCCCAAAUAUGAUGCCAGCCUAUGAAAUUGUACCCAUGCUGCUAGCUUGUCAGCUCCCUCCCUUAACCCCGGCUUAUUCCAGGUGUGGACCCCUGUGCCAUGGGACACGACUGCGAGCACAUAUGUGUCAGCGGCAACGCGUCCUAUCACUGCACGUGUCGGAAGGGCUAUAUCUUGAACCUGGACCAGAAAACGUGUGCCCUGAAACGUAAGAGUCAGUAGGCUAACUGUGGUUGUAUUAUAAAUAUGCCUCCUUGAUAUAAUUAUAACUGUAUGUUGAGUCUGCUCAGAUGCUCCACCCGUUAUGAAUGGUGAUCACAGAAGAUCCCUAAUUUGUUUGUUUUCUUAUAAGCAGAACAUGAAUGACAAGUCUUCAUUCAGCUUUUAAAAUCCAACUGGUGCACAAUCAAUAUUACUUCUUGAUUCACCAUUGGUGUUCCAUUUGCAGAACACUUUGUAGCACUCGCUAGGUUGCUUCAACGUUGCUGCAACGUUGUCAUAGCAUUGUGUUCCUGUCAUGGCCAUGCAAAUGGAACCAAACUCUCUGUGCUGUUCGUCUUGCCUACUAUAGAACACAAGAGAGCAAAACCAGGAUAGGUAAGGGUUGAGUUUUUGGGUAUGCCUACUGCUAUAAAAGAGGAUCAGUUGAACCUAGGUAAAGUACUUAUACAGGGUCAUGUUUAGUAGGGAGAAAAUCUUCCAGGCACUACCUGAUCUAGUCCAAUAAGAACACAUAUUUACAUUUUCCGGUGCAAAAAACCUUUUGCUACGGUGUGCUCUACUGUACACAACCUUGGUUUGUAGAAGUACAGUUGCAUGCCCUGCUAGUAUAGGGAACUCAACAGUAUACCAAGAUUAGUUAGGAGCUAUUGAGUGAGAGGCUCCUCCUGUGUUGUCUAUGUACAGACAUUAUGUAAUCUUUAACACUAACGUGACAUAUUGCUCCGCCCCAACAUGAAGAGGUGAAUGUGGUGGUGGUGGAGGACCCCUGUAAGUGUGAGACCAGACUGGCUUUCCAGAUGCAGACACAGGCCGCACUCCAGGAGAUCACUGCCAGACAUAUCCUUUCUGUUAGUUCACAGUAGGAAAAUGACUGACCGCAACACUCAAUAUAGGCUGAAGACUCAGUGGUACUCAGUGGUAUGCCUCCUUCAAAGCAAUUCAUGGGUUAUCUUGAAUGCCUGUAUGAUUGAUGGGAUAGGUUGCAUGAUCUACCAUGACAUUAUGGUGUUUAGAUUUGUGGAAGCAAAUACUACUUUGUCAACUGAAUAAUCUGAUGUUGUAGAUGAAUUGUGUAUAUAUAUAUAUAUAUAUAUAUAUAUAUAUAUAUAUAUAUAUGGGGGGGGAAAGGUUAUAAAUAUGAGUUUUUCAGAUGUAAUUGUGUUUAUUAACCUUUAAUUCAAGUUUUUAGCUUGCUCCUAAUGUUUUACCAUGAAAAAGAAUUGCCUUUACUCUUCUCACUAGCUGACAUGACAGGAAGAGUGGAACAGAUUGAGAACAUUUUGGGUCCUGUCUAAGGGGAGGAGGAAACGGUAAGUAACAAUUCCCUGUAAGGAAGACUGUAGGUUAAACCCUUCCAAACCUGACCUCUGUAUAUUUGUUUACCCUCAGCAGGGUCAGCCAACCUCCGAUGGCCCCGCAGCCAGCCGUCACAGUCAUGGACCACUGCAACACAGGCAUGUACUACUACUGCUGUCCUCCGUCAUCACAUCAGCGGAUAUCGACAACAACAGACAGUGGAACUUUGGAUAAACAGCACUGCAAUGGCUAGAAGGAAAUAACGUCAGUCCAUGGUGCUAUAAACAAGCUGUUAGACAUAGGUCAGGACUGUAUCAAGGAAUUAUGGGGGCUAUCGAUUGGCUAAGGGUGUCAGUCUGUCCAUAUCUGAGCAUCUGGUUCCCACGGAAACGUUACAGUAUAUGUCGGUGUACACAUUAGAAAUGUGUUAAAUGCAUUUAUUGUAUUAAUACAUUUUCAUCAAGUCUCUGCUUCAGCUAACACAUUUGAAAUGAGUUUUUGUUUUUGGAAGUUUAUUUUAAGUAUAUUAAAAAAAAAUAAAAAAAUGUUCAGUAGGGACCAGUCAGUGAGGGUCAUUGCUUUUAAGAUAUUGUUUUAUUUUAACAGAUGGUUGAAAUGUUAUACUAUAUGAUCAUUUCUAAUCUGGUAGAAAUAUGUCAUUAGUUUUUUAUGCUCUCCAUAUAAGGUAUUUUUGUUAGGUUGUGUCGGUGCAAAAUGUUGAACGCUAUAAUAUGGGGAAAAUGUAAACCCCCAUGUGUGCUGUGUACAUCAGGAUAAAAAAUGGUAUGUUUGUCUGAAAAGUGUACUAAUGUACUGAAUAUGUGACAAUAAAGACCAGGAGAGGAAA
Coregonus sp. 'balchen' is the source of this 7701-nucleotide messenger RNA. The record is from the annotation of a GenBank genome assembly. NCBI's taxonomy places the organism in Eukaryota, Metazoa, Chordata, Actinopteri, Salmoniformes, Salmonidae.